GUCCCUCCUUACCUCCCUCACACCCUAUUUUUAAAGCAAUCGAUCGUGCUGUUAUGUUCGCUUUAAGUUAAGCGCCUUCCGGGACUUUCUAGGGAUUUACAAAACUAUCUGGAGCAGUUUUAUUAAGAGCUUCCUAGGCCUUUUCUAAGAGUCGUAUACGGUGUUAUUUAUUAAAAAGUAGACAUAGGGAUUUAGGUGUAUUGUUUUUCCCUAUGUCUACAUUUUUUAUGCAAGUAGAUUUCGGAAACACCCUGUAUGAGGAUUUAUACAGCAUCUGCACUAAAGGGCGUUGUGUCGAUUUCCCAGUGAUUUCUAGAUUUUUCCCCGGGAAAUGACCUAGAAACGAAUGAGAAAGGGCCUAAGAAAAUGUGGAAAAACACUCUUUUUCAUGAAAUGGAUCAAAUAAACUACUCACGCGAUACUUUCAAACUACUUCUUGUACGACUAGAACUACUGUUCGCCAUCAUUGUGUUACUUUUGAACUACUCACGUAUGUACCGGGCGGAAGGACAAUGCUAAAUCUAAAUGCAGUUUAUCUUAUUAUGCAUUACUGAUAAGUGAACAAGGUUUUUAUUCAUGAACCAAUCUUCUUUAAUAGAAGGGGAAGAUUAGGCAUUAUCGGGAAUGAGUAACGGCGCAUAGCAGGAAUAAGUUUUUUUUUAACCGUUAAAUUGAUUUAUUUGUAUUACGUUCACGAAUUACGUUUGAUAUAAAAAUAGUGGAUGCGAAAUUAAAAUGUUCCAGAAAUAAGUUUUGGAUGUUUAAAGGUAAUCCCAAAAUAUCCGGGAAGUUGACCUUUUUAGUUGGCCUUUCCAUGCAGUAACCGAUUAGCUUUUGUUCCAGUGAAUUAGGAAAAUGGCCGAUAACGUCGAAUUGGAGGUCUGCGCGAACUGCAAGCGCGAGAUACCGCACUAUAACUAUGUCAUGCACACGGCGCAUUGUGCUCGCAACAUCACCUUGUGCGGCACGUGCAAGGAGCCGAUACCGAAGAACGAGUUUCAGCAGCACGCAAAGACCUGUGUGCCGAAAGCGAAGCCGAUCGUAAAGCCUACCGUGCCUCCAACCAAAAUAGAGCAGAGCUCGUAUUUUACCGCACGCAAAGAGAUCGAGGAUAAGAAGUCGCAACAGCGUCAGGAAAAACGCAUGGAACGACUGGAAAAGUUCACAAACAUCGGUGAGACCGUAGGUCAUUCCAAAGCAAAGGAGCCUCCCGGGAAACGACCACCGCCGCCGAAAGAUUUACUCCCGUGCCAGUACUGCGAAAUCGAGUUGCCCAAAUUCGAGCUGGGCGAGCACGAAGACUACUGCGGCGCUCGUACCGAAAAGUGCCAAGAUUGCGGGGAGAACGUCAUGUUCAAGUACCGGCAGCUGCACCUCGAUAGCAAUCACGGGUACGUCGGCUCGGGGACGCGACCCGCCCCCCAGACCUCUCGCCGUCCCGUACCGCUAACGGCUCUAAUGACCGACCUCGACUUUCCGAUAUACUCGUCGCACCCGCCCGGUCGUUCCAUGCUCUCCACCACGAGCAGCACCGGCGAAAAAUUGGAGACGAGCCGAGAGAUAUCGCGCCGACUCGACUGCAAGACCGAGUACAUAAGAAACCUGCUUCACGACUCGGCCAGCAUCACCGCGCCGAUACGUUCGACCGGGGCGGUCCCGCGUUACCGCGCCCGUCGCAAUCCGCCCACCGCCCUCGUGAUUCCGUGCGAGUUUUGCGGCACGCCGAUCCCGCACGAGGAGCUGAUCGAGCACGAGACCGGCUGCCGUCCCGACCUGGCCCGUUACAAUCAGCGGCGCGAGAUCGACGACAUGAGCUUCCUACUUUCGCCCGAGCCCGGAUCGCCGGACGUCGAGUUGCCGUGCGAAUUCUGCUCGGAUCUCAUACCCGCCUCCCAGUUGCUCAGCCAUCAGGCCGCGUGUAAUUAACUCGUUUAGACAUAUCCGUUUAUUUGUAUAUAUUAUACCAAGUUUGUUAUUAAAUCGAUUGCGAAA
Photinus pyralis (common eastern firefly) is the source of this 1992-nucleotide messenger RNA. RefSeq names its product TRAF-type zinc finger domain-containing protein 1-like. Lineage: Eukaryota; Metazoa; Arthropoda; Insecta; Coleoptera; Lampyridae. The transcript has 3 exons. Bases 856 to 1926 code for a protein of 356 amino acids. The record is from RefSeq and is a predicted model, not a curated record.